This is a messenger RNA of Lineus longissimus, 728 nucleotides long. Its product is annotated as aggrecan core protein-like. The record is from RefSeq and is a predicted model, not a curated record. Gene Ontology annotation, molecular function: hyaluronic acid binding; chitin binding. Gene Ontology annotation, biological process: cell adhesion. Gene Ontology annotation, cellular component: extracellular region. Lineage: Eukaryota; Metazoa; Nemertea; Pilidiophora; Heteronemertea; Lineidae. The coding region runs from base 127 to 666 and encodes 179 amino acids. The transcript has 4 exons.
CGAAAGUGAGUGUAACAAUAUCCCACGGCUGUAUAAAACAAGCUGAUUUCCGAACAAUUUCAAAUCGCUUUCGGAAGACAAGAUCGACAAACUAAGGAGGUGGACUCAAGAUAAAGCAGAUAAAAAAUGAAGCUCCUCGUUUUGCUAGCUGUGGUUGCCUUCGCCAUCUAUGUGGAGGCUAAAGAUUCGAUGCACUUGGUGCGUAAGGACGGGCAGCAGUAUAUGAUCCCGUCUGAAGAGGCGGCGAGAAGUGCAUGCACGGCCAAGGGCAUGGUGUUGGCAACUGAUGCUCAGAUGCAUGCUGCCUAUGAUUCUGGAUACAGCCGAUGUUCCUGCGGCUGGAUUGAAGGUGGAAAAGUUGCAUUCUCUUCGCAUGAAGAUAGCAGCGGCUGUCUUCAUAAAACUGGGGUAGUCUAUUGUAAACCAACUCCUCUUGGCUGGGGCUGGGCAGGGAAAGAAGGCUGGGAUGCAAACUGUGUCCUUCACGAAUUGGAACCGUUCGCCGGCUGCAAGGGCAAGGCUAAUGGUGACUACGCCGAUCCACAAGACUGCACCAUCUUCCACACCUGCUCCAACGAAAUAGACUACAUCAUGCCAUGUCCCAUCGGCCUCUACUUCGACAAGGACACCAAGCAAUGCGAUUAUGAGGACGGCAAAUGUCAUUAGACCGACUAUUCUGUAUCUGAGCGUCAUUUGAAAGAAUAAACUGACCAGAAACAAUAACACUA